Drosophila takahashii is the source of this 594-nucleotide messenger RNA. The record is from RefSeq and is a predicted model, not a curated record. NCBI's taxonomy places the organism in Eukaryota, Metazoa, Arthropoda, Insecta, Diptera, Drosophilidae.
UGUUGUUAAGGUCUUUUAUUAUUGCGCACAAUCAAAAAGGUGCCCAUUAUUUUUAAACCCCCGUGCGCUCAUUACAGGACCGGUUUUAAAUGGCGAAUAGUUCCCGUUCGGGAUCAGGCUGGAGAAUUACCGGCACAUAUUCGUCCAGCAGGGAUUCUCCGUCCAGCUCGGAUUCCUCGUCCAGCUCCGAUUCGUCGACAGGCUUUAGCGUUAUCCGUGGGCGCAUCAAUAUUAUCGCCAGUACUUCAACCUCGAGUCCAAACACUGUAAGCUUCAGCGAAGCCUGGACCUCAAGAGGCACACGUGCAGCAAAAGCAAAAGCCUCGAAUACCAAGUCUUCAGAAGAAUCUCCGCUAGACAAUCAAGCCGUACCCUUCAACUGUCCUGUGUGUCUGGAAGAUGUGCGUAAAGGGGUGCCGGUGUCGACGACUUGCGGCCACAUCUUUUGCAAAAGCUGCAUUCAAAAAGCCAUCAGCAUUUCGUUAAAGUGCCCAAUUUGCAAUGUGUCAUCUCCUCAAUUUCAUCGAAUUUACAUCUAAGACAAAAGUAAGGCAGGCAACAUAUGAUAAUAAAGUAUAGGUUACCAAGAGGUUG